AUCCCAUGUCGGCAUCAUUUGCUCAAGUCUCCAAACAGAAGUAUGAGGUCCUUUGUGUGCAUCGCUGUACUUGCGCUGUGCGUGAGCGCAGUCAUCUGCGGGGAUGAAAAGAAGGAAACCCCUAAAGAUAAACGGUCUAUUUACCAUGGAAGCGGAGUUGGUUCAGGAAGCGUAGGCGGCUACGAUAGCGGCUUCGGAAGCGGAGGAAGCUAUGGAGGCGGCGAAGGAUUCGGAGGCAGUGCUGGAUUCGGAAGCGGCGGCAACUACGGCAGUGGAAGCUUUGGAAGCAGUGGAAGCUUCGGAAGCAGUGGCGGCUAUGAAAGCGGAAGCUUCGGCGGAAGCAGUGGUGGAUUCGACGGUGGCUUCGGAGGAAGCUUUGGCGGCGGAAUCGGCGGAGGAAUUGGUGGUGGAGUUCACAAGCAAAUUGUUACCGUCACCAAGCAGGUGCCAGUUGCUGUUCCACAACCCUACCCAGUCACCAUCACUAAGAGGAUUCCAGUCGGUAUCCCACAACCUUAUCCAGUUCACGUACCAAAACCAGUACCGGUAGCUGUUCAUGUUAAAGUACCAAUUGAAGUACCAAAACCAUACCCAGUCCACAUCACCCAGCAAGUUCCAGUCAAUGUUCCUGUCUACGUCAAGGUUCCACAUCCAGUGAAGGUUGCCGUUCCAGUGCCAAAACCAUACCCAGUCGAGGUCAUCAAGAAAGUCCCAGUCUCCGUGCCAACCCCAAUCUACGUUAAACAGCCAAUCUACACCCAUACCCACUCUCAAACCACCAAGACCUAUGGCGCUCCAAUCUACUCCACUGGGCAGUCCUUCGGUGGAUCAUCUUACGGUGGUUCCUUCGAUUCCGGUUUCGGUGGCUCUUCUGGAAGCGUCGGAGGCGGUUACAGCAGCGGAAGCUUAGGUGGUGGCUACAGCAGCGGUAGCUUAGGCGGUGGUUAUAACAGCGGUAGCUUAGGCGGUGGCUACAGCAGCGGCGGUUUGGAAGGCGGUUACAGCGGUGGUAACUACGGCAGCGGAAGUUACGGCGACAGCUCAUUUGGCUCCUCUGGAUCCGGUUACGUCCCAAGCACCCACGGAGGUAUCUCCGGAAACUCCGGUUACAACUCAUACGCUUCCAGCUGGAAAUGGUAA
Nicrophorus vespilloides is the source of this 1140-nucleotide messenger RNA. Its product is annotated as keratin, type I cytoskeletal 9-like. The record is from RefSeq and is a predicted model, not a curated record. The transcript is spliced from 2 exons. NCBI's taxonomy places the organism in Eukaryota, Metazoa, Arthropoda, Insecta, Coleoptera, Silphidae. Bases 43 to 1140 code for a protein of 365 amino acids.